AUGGAGUUGAAUGUUUGUUGUUGUUUCUUUCAGAUUUCAGACAUUCAAACAAUGAAGAGCAACCAGACAAUCCUGAAGGAAUUCAUUCUUAUUGGCUUUUCUGUGUACCCACAUGUACAGACAUUUCUUUUUGUGGUCUUCUUUUGUCUCUACCUUCUCACCCUUGCAGGUAAUCUGACCAUCAUGGGUCUAACUUGGGUGGACAGGUACCUCCACACCCCUAUGUAUCUCUUCCUUAGUGCACUGUCCUUCUCUGAGACCUGCUACACACUGACUAUCAUCCCCAAGAUGCUGGAAGAUCUACUGGCCAAGGACAGAAGCAUUUCAGUCAUAGGUUGUAGCUUACAGAUGUGUUUCUUCUUGGGUCUUGGUGGCACAAACUGUAUCAUCCUCACUUUGAUGGGAUAUGACCGUUUCCUGGCCAUCUGUAACCCUCUAAGAUAUCCACUGCUUAUGACCAACAUUGUAUGUGGCAAACUUGUGGCCUCUGCUUGCACUGGAGGCUUUUUUGUCUCUCUUACAGAGACUGCACUGAUAUUCAGGAACUCUUUCUGCAGACCCAGCCUUGUCAAACACUUCUUCUGCCAUAUGCGGGCAGUUGUUAGGCUGUCCUGCAUAGACAGUAACCUCACGGAAUUCAUUGUAACACUGAUCUCAGUGUCCGGCUUGCUGGGUACCUUCCUGCUCAUUAUCCUGACUUAUGUCUUCAUUAUUUCCACUGUCCUCAGGAUCCCUUCCACUGAGGGCAAGCAGAAGGCUUUCUCCACCUGUGCCUCCCACCUCACAGUGGUUAUCAUCCACUUUGGUUUUGCAUCUAUCGUUUAUUUGAAGCCAGAAGCCUCAGGAGGAGAUGACACACUCAUAGCAGUCCCUUAUACUGUCAUUACCCCCUUCCUCAGCCCCAUCAUAUUCAGCCUGAGGAAUAAGGACAUGAAAAAUGCUUUCAGAAGAAUGAUGGGAAACACAGUUGCCUUGAAAAAAUAAUCUUAGGUUGUUGCUGCUUGUUUGAAGCAUGGCUCAGUGUCCCCAGAAUUCAGUGAGGGCAUUUAUCCUAUGACACCUGGGGAAGCCUAAACCACUUGCCUUGUUCCAGAGGUUGGGUUAUAAGCAGCAAGUAACUGAGACUGGGAACUAAGUCAUCACAGGCAGCUAGCUUGUUAAGAGAAGUUGUCCAACCCUCUGCUAUCCAGUAUCAGAAGAAGAAUGCCCCUGCAGGUAUAGGAUUCUAAUAAUCAACUUCCAUGUGUCCUGAAUAUUCAUUAAUUGGGUAAAGAGUGUGGAAGGAAAAAAAAAAGCAUAUAAAACCACUGCAUUGAGAGAUGUUUUAAAAUAUCUAAAG
Molecule: messenger RNA, 1339 nt
Organism: Cebus imitator (Panamanian white-faced capuchin)
Lineage: Eukaryota; Metazoa; Chordata; Mammalia; Primates; Cebidae
Product: olfactory receptor 10X1
Exons: 1
Coding region: 1-984 (327 amino acids)
Biological process (GO): G protein-coupled receptor signaling pathway
Cellular component (GO): membrane
Molecular function (GO): olfactory receptor activity; G protein-coupled receptor activity
Source: RefSeq, a predicted model, not a curated record